Molecule: messenger RNA, 610 nt
Organism: Daktulosphaira vitifoliae (grape phylloxera)
Lineage: Eukaryota; Metazoa; Arthropoda; Insecta; Hemiptera; Phylloxeridae
Product: coiled-coil-helix-coiled-coil-helix domain-containing protein 1
Exons: 1
Coding region: 115-480 (121 amino acids)
Biological process (GO): mitochondrial translation
Cellular component (GO): mitochondrion; nucleoplasm; mitochondrial ribosome
Molecular function (GO): RNA binding
Source: RefSeq, a predicted model, not a curated record
UACAUAUUUAAAGUAGCGUAAUUUUUUUAUUUCAGUAAUUUUUCAGAUAAAAUUGUAAAAAAUUGCAAUAACUUAUUAUUUCACCUAUUUAUUAUUAUUUUAGAUUAAUUUAUAAUGCGUUUGAACAAUAUUCUUUUGUUUCGCGAUAUGAGAAAAUAUACCAAAAAUCCAAAUAAUGUAAUAUUUGAAGAGCUCUUACCUCUUAAGUUGAAGAAUAGCGUUUCUGGAAAAGGUGAUCGAUCAAAAGAACGAGCUUGCGUUCACGAAAUGUCGAUUAUGUUUGCAUGUUUUAAGAAAAACGAAUUUGACCAAAGUCUUUGUUCAGAGGAAAUAAAUAAAUUUCAAACCUGUUCAAAAAUACAUCAAGUCGAAAAAUAUAAAAGAAAACAAGAUUUGAGAGAAGGAAAAAUUUCUACUGGACAACAUAACCUUUCCCCGAGAGAAGUGAAUCACCUCCUGAAGAAAUAUCCCAAUCCUUAAAGUAAAUGUUAAGUAUUAUUUCAUUGUUUUUGUUUAGAACCUGUAUUAUAUAAUAAUAAUCAGUUUUUUUCAAUUAAGAAUUCUGUUAAAUUUUAUUAAAUUUAGUCAUAACAGGUUUUUUUUUAAUAAG